This is a messenger RNA of Lasiodiplodia theobromae, 2643 nucleotides long. RefSeq names its product Nuclease domain-containing protein 1. The transcript is spliced from 3 exons. Gene Ontology annotation, cellular component: RISC complex; nucleus; cytosol. Gene Ontology annotation, biological process: regulatory ncRNA-mediated gene silencing; mRNA catabolic process. The coding region runs from base 1 to 2643 and encodes 880 amino acids. Gene Ontology annotation, molecular function: nuclease activity; RNA binding. The record is from RefSeq and is a predicted model, not a curated record. NCBI's taxonomy places the organism in Eukaryota, Fungi, Ascomycota, Dothideomycetes, Botryosphaeriales, Botryosphaeriaceae.
AUGGCUCUCUACCAGGCUAUGGUCAAGUCUGUCCUCUCCGGUGACACGGUCGUUCUGCAUAACGUGAACAACCCCAAGCAGGAGCGCGUUCUUAGUCUCGCCUUCGUCUCCGCUCCUAGGAUAAGGAGGGAGGGCGACGAGCCCUUCGCCUUCGAAUCUCGCGAGUUCCUGCGCCGCAUCCUGGUUGGCAAGGUUGUGCAAUUCAAGGUCCUGUACACCAUCCCAACAACGAAGCGCGACUAUGGUAUCAUUAGCCUGCCCGGUGGCCUGAUGCUCCCCGACGCCGCCGUUGCCGAAGGCUGGGUCAAGCUCCGCGACGAUGCCGACCGCAAGAACGACUCGGAUUCGUCGCAAGCGAUAGUACAAAAGCUCGAGGUCCUCGAAGCGCGCGCCAAGGCCGACUCGAAAGGUGUCUGGUCCGAGACCCCGAGCCGCCUCGAGACGUCAUACGACUUGCCUGAUGCCAAGGGCUUCGUUGAGCAGAACAAGGGCAAGGAGAUUGACUCUAUUGUUGAGAAGGUUCUCAGCGGCGAUCGCCUCAUUGCGCGCCUACUUCUAUCACCCACAAAACACGUGCAGACUAUGACUCUCAUUGCUGGCAUCCGCGCACCAUCCACGAAGCGUGUAAACCCCUCGGACGGCAAGGAGCAGCCCGCGGAACCCUUUGGCGACGAAGCGCAACAGUUCAUCGAGAGCCGCCUGCUACAACGCACCAUCAAGUUUACUCCCCUCGGCGUGAGCCCGCAAAACCAACUCAUCGGCUCAGUGAAGCACCCUCAGCGCGGAAACGUUGCGCCGUUCCUGCUUGAGGCCGGCUUUGCACGCUGCAUGGACCAACACACUACACUCUUGGGCGCUGAAAUGGGAAAGCUCAGGCAAGCUGAGAGGGUCGCUAAGGAGAACAGGGCAGGUGUUUUCCAGGGCCACGUUGCCCCUAAGCAAAGCGCUGCGGGAGCAAUUGAGGCUGUGGUCAGCAGGAUCCAGAGUGCGGACACCCUCUUCCUGCGCAACAAGGCCGGUGUCGAGAAGCGCGUCAACUUGAGCAGCGUCAGACAGCCCAAGCCAUCGGACCCUAAGCAGGCACCCUGGCAAGCGGAGGCUAAGGAAUUCCUUCGCAAGCGUCUCAUCGGCAAGCACGUCAAGGUCAAGAUCGACGGCAAGCGCCCUCCCUCGGAAGGCUACGACGAGCGUGAGAUGGCCACCGUCAUCUUCAACGACAAGAACAUUGCCUUGCUGCUUGUCGAGAACGGAUACGCUUCUGUGAUCAGGCACCGCGCAGACGACUCGGACCGUAGCCCGAUCUAUGACGAUCUGCUCCUUGCUGAGCAGGAUGCCCAACAAGAGGGCCGUGGUAUGUGGGCGGCGAAGCCCCCGGCUACCAAGGCUUACGUGGACUACUCGGAGAGCUUGGAGAAGGCCAAGAGGCAACUCACCCUGCUGUCGAGGCAGAGGAAGGUUCCCGCCAUCGUUGACUUUGUCAAGUCUGGCUCGCGCUUCACCGUCCUCGUUCCUCGUGAGAACGCCAAGCUCACCUUCGUCCUUUCUGGUAUCCGCGCACCUAGGUCUGCCAGGAACCCCACCGAGAAGAGCGAGCCUUUCGGUCAGGAGGCGCACGACUUCGCCAACAAGCGCUGCCAGCAGCGUGAUGUUGAGAUCGAUGUCGAGGACUGCGACAAGGUCGGAGGUUUCAUUGGAACGCUCUACGUCAACCGUGAGAGCUUCGCCAAGGUCCUGGUCGAGGAGGGUCUUGCCUCCGUCCACGCUUACUCCGCUGAGAAGUCUGGCAACGCUACCGAGCUCUUUGCUGCGGAGAAGAGGGCCAAGGAGGCCCGCAAGGGCAUGUGGCACAGCUGGGACCCGUCCCAGGACGAGGAGGAUGAGGGCACUCCUUUGGAAGCAGUUUCCAAUGGAGCCAAUGGUAACGGCGAGGCCGCUGAGCGCCGUAAGGACUUCCGCGACGUCAUGAUUACUCACGUCGAUGAGGAGACUUGCCGUUUGAAGCUGCAGGAGGUUGGAGCUGGCACCACGGCUCUUACUGAUCUCAUGAACGCCUUCCGCAACUUCCACCUGACCAAGGCCAAUGAGAAGCCGAUCGAACAGGUCAAGGCUGGCGAUUUUGUCUCGGCCAAGUUCACCGAGGAUGAGGAAUGGUACCGUGCCAGAGUCCGCCGCAACGACCGUGAAGCCAAGAAGGUCGAGGUCGUCUACAUCGACUACGGCAACUCGGAAACCAUCCCUUACAGCCGCCUCCGCGCUCUCGACCCGAAGUUCGGCGUUCAGAACCUCAAGCCCCAGGCCGUUGACGCCGUCCUCUCUUUCACGCAGUUCCCCACUUCCGCCGACUACCUCCGCGACGCUGUUGAAUUCAUUAGCCAGGAGACCGCUGGCCAGCAGAUGGUCGCCAACGUCGACCAUAUGCAGGAUAACACCCUCUACGUCACUCUGUUCCAUCCCAACAGCAACAACUCGACUGACACCGUGAACGCCGACAUCAUCGCCGGCGGCUACGCGAUGGUGCCGAGGAAGCUCAAGGCCUGGGAGCGCUCGGCCGGUGACAUCCUGAAGUCCCUGAAGGAGAGGGAAGACGAGGCCAAGGCCGAGAGGAGGGGUAUCUGGGAGUACGGUGACCUUACUGAGGACUAA